Messenger RNA from Hypoxylon trugodes, 408 nucleotides. Its product is annotated as nucleic acid-binding protein. The transcript is spliced from 2 exons. Gene Ontology annotation, cellular component: nucleus. The record is from RefSeq and is a predicted model, not a curated record. The coding region runs from base 1 to 408 and encodes 135 amino acids. NCBI's taxonomy places the organism in Eukaryota, Fungi, Ascomycota, Sordariomycetes, Xylariales, Hypoxylaceae. Gene Ontology annotation, molecular function: translation initiation factor activity; RNA binding. Gene Ontology annotation, biological process: translational initiation.
AUGGGUCGGCCAAAGCGUGAUAUCCGGGCAGCUGCCGAGGAAUCCACAACACCUCCCGACCAACUCACACAAGCUCAAUCGCUUGCUAGAGUGAUCAAGGCUGAGGGCAAUAGCCUCUACGCGUGUUUUCUACCCAGCAAACGCACCGUGCUCGUCGAGCUCGCUGCCCGUUUCCGCAACACCAUUUGGAUCAAACGCGGAGGAUAUGUCCUAGUGGAGCUGACACCUCCCGAAGACCAAAAGGGUAAAGUCGAGGGUGAGAUUGUGAAUGUUGUCCGGGACGAGAAGGAAUGGCGAAAACAGAGUUAUUGGCCAAAAGAAUUCCCUCGAUCCAAUCACGAGGACGAGGAUGAUGAGGAAUCAACAGUAGGCAGGAUGCCGCCGUCAGAUUCGGAGGACGAAGAUUGA